UGGUGAAGACACACACACAAACACACACACACACAAAAACACGCGCAAAGUGGGUGAGUUACGUUGCGUGUCGCAGACUUUUUUGUUGUUCUCAUGUGCGUGACGCCGAGCAGCAGUCACUUCCCGCCGGACUAAAGCCUUGAAAAGUUCUCGUCCAGCAAGUAGACGGAUCCCGUUUCAUCUAAAAGGAGUGGUGCUGCUGCAGCCAUGCUGAUGUAUGAUUACCCCCUGAAGACAGACAUGGACACGUCCUUCUACUCAUCGCUGAUGAAGAGCCCCGAGCCGUACGGCGUCAUCUUCUCCCACCCGGCCCAGUUCUACCACCAGAGCCACAUGCAGGCCCUGGCCCAGUCCCACGGCCAGCUGGAGCCCGUGGACCUGUCCCUCAGCAAGCGCUCGUCCUCCUCCUCGCCGCUGUCCUCCUCCGCCUCCUCGCCGGCGUCCUCGCGCAGCACCCCGCCGUCCCCCUACAGCGCGGCGAGACGCACAUCCCCGCGCUGCUCCCCCCAGCUGGGCCGGCGACACCCCUCGCCGCCCCGCGCCCUCCCGCCGCCCGCCUCCCCGCUGCCGUACCCGACCAUGGUGGCUCCUCUGAUGGGCUCGGGCUCCGGGGUCAUCCAGAGCUCGGGAGGGGUCAUGGUGUCUCCGGUCAUGGUGCCUCUGUCCGUCCUCUACUCCUCCCCUCUGCACCUGCACCAGCCCAUAAUGAUGACCACGCCCGUUACCGCCGACGACCACCACCACCAUCAUCAUCAUCGAAGCAGAGAGCACAAGACAGUUCCGCCCACCCAGGCUUUCGACGGGCGAGGCGACGCCCACGACCUGCACAGGCCAAUCAAAGCAGAGCCUCGCGCCGAGCUGGUCCACGAGCAGCACGACAUGAAGUCACCAGUCAUCAGAAUACCACAGGACUAUGAGUAA
Messenger RNA from Entelurus aequoreus (snake pipefish), 921 nucleotides. Its product is annotated as homeobox protein OTX1 B-like. Lineage: Eukaryota; Metazoa; Chordata; Actinopteri; Syngnathiformes; Syngnathidae. The record is from RefSeq and is a predicted model, not a curated record. The transcript has 4 exons. Bases 208 to 921 code for a protein of 237 amino acids.